AAGCGAGAAAGAGAUAACUUCCGCGUCGUCUUUGUGACUGUUGGAGCUUCUCUCCCGUAUAAACCCUUUACAGUCCAAUUUAGGGUUUUGAAUGGUCCAUAAAUAAAGCUUUCUAAUGGGUGCUCAGAAGAGCGUCCAUGCCGGCAAAGGUCUCUUUUCUAUUUCCUUUACAAUUUCCACAUCAUUCACAAUUACCAGAUCCAACCCUAGGAAAUGUCUAAGAUCGAUUUCAAUGUCGAUUUCACGCACAGGCUCUGUGCUGCUAUGAUGGUUCAUUCUUUCAGAAACUCAGGCACUGGCAGCCCUCUUUCACUGAUUGUUGGGAGUCUUUGCAUAAAACACCCAAAUUUAUUUGGUAAAAGCGAGAAGCUUGAUGUAUUGUGGGAUAAAGGGCUUUCAGAUUCCAAUAUAUUGAUUGCUUAUAGGAAACCUAGGCCGGAAUGGCUUGCUCAACAUUCUUUUGUCCUUCAGCACUCGGUCUCACCUGAGGUUGGGAUACAUGGAGUGCCUGCUGACAACUUCUCAAGAACACAGAGUGGCGGUGUAAAUCUAUGUAGAUUCUCCGCAGGUCUAGAUCUUGACGAACCUGGAAGUUCCAAUUGGAGCAGCAAGACUAGUAUAAAAUUCGAGCAUGUCCGUCCGGUCAAUGAUGAUGGCCACUCAAUAAGUAGAGAUCUUCAUGGAUUUCCAGUGACUUGCAGUGGUACUCGUGAUGAUAAUAUGGUAGUAUUGAAACAGGAGUCCCGAUUCGCCAAGGCAAACGACCACAGUUUUACUCGGUUUAGUCUCCAAAUAGAGCAAGGGAUUCCGAUAUUCUCAAAGUGGUUAAUCUUUAACCGAUUCAAGUUUGCUGCUUCAAAGGGAGUAAAAGUUGGCCCUGGAUUUCUCUUAGCAAGCCUUACAGGUGGUUCCAUUGUAGGUGAUAUAGCUCCUUACCAAGCAUUUGCAAUUGGGGGACUUGGUAGUGUACGAGGUUAUGGCGAGGGUGCUGUUGGGUCUGGUAGAUCUUGUCUGAUUGCUAACGCCGAGCUCACAUUCCCCUUGAAUCAUAUGCUUGAUGGUGCUCUCUUCUGUGAUUGUGGAACUGAUUUGGGUUCUGGUCGCUAUGUUCCCGGAAAUCCGGGCUUAAGACAUGGUAAACCGGGAAACGGAGUUGGUGUUGGAUAUGGAAUUCGGGUCAAGUUCCCAAUGGGCCACUUUCAGGUCGACUAUGCUCUCAAUGACUAUCAACAAAAGACCAUCUAUUUUGGCUUUAGUAAUGUUGCUUCUUGAUAGCCUUUGGGACCCUAUAAAUAAUUAUGAUCCAAUUUUUCAUAUUCUUAAAAUUAGUCAAAGUCAACAAAUUUUGUUUGGAGCCAAACAGGAAUGUACGUAUUAUCUUAUUUAUUACUGUAAAUACAACAUUUAUUUGCUAACUCAUACCUAUUAAUGGUUUAGAAGAAUUUCAUAUA
Helianthus annuus (common sunflower) is the source of this 1451-nucleotide messenger RNA. RefSeq names its product outer envelope protein 39, chloroplastic. The transcript is spliced from 11 exons. Gene Ontology annotation, biological process: embryo development ending in seed dormancy; chloroplast organization. NCBI's taxonomy places the organism in Eukaryota, Viridiplantae, Streptophyta, Magnoliopsida, Asterales, Asteraceae. Bases 214 to 1272 code for a protein of 352 amino acids. Gene Ontology annotation, cellular component: outer membrane. The record is from RefSeq and is a predicted model, not a curated record.